Molecule: messenger RNA, 1150 nt
Organism: Magnolia sinica
Lineage: Eukaryota; Viridiplantae; Streptophyta; Magnoliopsida; Magnoliales; Magnoliaceae
Exons: 5
Coding region: 140-1150 (336 amino acids)
Molecular function (GO): protein binding
Source: RefSeq, a predicted model, not a curated record
GGCUAUUGGAUCUUUCGCUAUUGGUUGGAUCUUUUGAUAGAUCAGCCUUAUACAUGUCUUCUUUCCUUCCAGAACUAGCCAAAGCCCAAAACCACAUCGAUAACCUUAUUACGUUCAUCCCAGAUUGUACUUUGAGAGUAUGGAUGCGACAUUGUACCUCGCAGCAAGGGAUGGAGAUUCAGGAACUCUUAUUGAUCUUGCUAAUGGGAACCUGGACAUUCUUCGGUCUAUGGCUCCACAAGGCAACAAUAUCCUUCACAUUACAGCCAGUGCUGCGAUAGAAGAAGACAAAUACAUUGAUUUUGUGAGGGAGACCAUGUGCCGGUGCCCGUCCCUCAUUGAUCAAGCAAAUGACCAUGGCGACACUCCUCUACAUUGCGCUGCAAGGACCGGUAAGGUCGGCAUAUUCAACCUUCUGAUGGGUCAGGUAGACUGUACCAGCCUAAGGAGAAUAAAUAACAUGGGAAACACUGUCCUGAUUGAGGCCAUAACGAACCGUCGUAAAGAGGUUGUGAAGAAGUUACUGGAAAUAGACCAUUCCAUCAAUGACUCUGCUCAGUUGGAAGAAAUGAAGGUGUUGAUAAGGAUGACAGACAACGACAGUCAAAAUGCACUUCACCAUGCAGCUCGCCAAAACGACAAUGAGUCCAUUGCUAGGCAGCUACUCGACAUCGAACCUUUACUAGCCUAUGUUUUAAACAAUGACGGAGACUCGCCUCUUCAUAUCGCCGCCACUUUUGGCUCUGCAGACACAUUUGAAUUGCUAGUAAAAAAAUCUCCGGAUGCCAUCGAGCAGCUUGAUCAGAGUGGAAGGAACGCCUUUCAAAUAUCUGCCAUGAGUGGCUGGUGUGAUCCGAUUGCUUGGACAUGGAGGUCUUCCCCACAGCUUCAUAGUGCAAUUAAGGAAGCCGAUAAAAAAUAUGGAAAUUCACUUCUCCAUCUUGCAGUGAUACACCACAAUAUUAAAUUGGCUGCACUCCUAGUGAGGCAUGAAAUGGUGGAUUUGGAAAUGGAAAAUAAGGAUGGUUACACUGCUUUAGACCUUGUUGAGUUAAGACAAGAGGAUGAAAUUCAGGUAUUUGGAGGGGGAAGUCCAAAGCUCCGCAUAUCUUGCUUCCUAAUAAAAGCCCUCAAAACUUGCAAAGCUUAA